This is a messenger RNA of Gracilinanus agilis (Agile Gracile Mouse Opossum), 4786 nucleotides long. It is a transcript of the gene PLEKHG4, whose product is annotated as pleckstrin homology and RhoGEF domain containing G4. The transcript is spliced from 23 exons. NCBI's taxonomy places the organism in Eukaryota, Metazoa, Chordata, Mammalia, Didelphimorphia, Didelphidae. Gene Ontology annotation, molecular function: guanyl-nucleotide exchange factor activity. The record is from RefSeq and is a predicted model, not a curated record. Bases 1 to 4614 code for a protein of 1537 amino acids.
AUGGUGUCAGGAUGGACCAAGGUGGGAAAGGCUGAGGCAGAUCCUACACCAGAGGGUCCUCCUCAUAACAGCAUCAAGAUGUGGGACUGGGGCUCCCUAGAUGCCUGCCUGCAGGCCACGCUGUCCUCUCUGUACCCACCCUUCGGGCCCUCGGCAGGGGUGCUGCUGGGCCAGGCACUGGCUGUGAUCGACAGGGCCUACGGGGGCGACGGGCUGCGCUAUCUGCUGGACUUCCUGCUGCCCGCCCGCCACAUCCUGCACUGUGUCCAGCUGCAUGCCUGUGGUCAGUACCGGGGGCGCCUCUUCGCCCACGCCGGCUGGCCCCUGUGCCUAGGGGAGCGCGUGGUGGUGCACCUGGCCGGCCUGGACUGGCGUCUGCUGGAGCCGGGGGACUUCUACCUGCAGCUGGUGCCCUUCCUGAGGCGGCAGCCCCGCCUGGUGCUCACGUGCCUGGCCCCCGGCGGCCACGGGGCCCAGCAGCUGCCCUUGCCAGAGGCCAGCUAUUCGGCCAUCUUCACGGCCCGCUGGCUGGACGCCCUCAACGCCAGGCGGGCGCCCGGCCCUCGGGCCCUCCGCUGCUGCCUCCUGGUGGCCCCCGGGGGCCGCGUCCUGCGGGUGCCCUGGGAGCGGGUCCUGAGGCCCCGCUUCUUGGAUGAGCCGGGGGUCAAGGCCCCCCCCAGAGCCCUCAUGGCUUCGCGAGGGCCUUCAGACCCGGCCCCGCCAGGGCCCUUGGCAUCGCCAGGCUCACGGGGCGAUGCUGGCGAAGACGCCCCGGAGAGCCUGGGCCUGCCUGGCGUCUGCCAGUGCCCCGCGCCGGCCUUCCUGGGCAGCUCCGAGGGAGAGGAGGACGGUCUAGACCCCGGGGCAGCCCGAGCCCAUGCCACCGACUGGAGGUACGCCGUGUGCAGCUACGACGAAGGCCCGGAGCCUCCAGAGGCCGUGGCUGAGGCCGCCACCCCUCCUGGCCCUCCCCCGGGCUCCCUCCCCGGAGAAGAGGGGCAGCACCUGCGAGGCUCGCCUCCCCCAGGGGCCGCGGACCCUCGGCUCCCUGCACAAACACCCCUGCCAGGUGGGCAGAGUGGGGGGGAAGUGACCGCUGAGGCCCCACCAGAAGGAGCCAAGCUCCGUGGCAGCGAGAGCUCUCCGUCUCCCGGGCCAGCCCAGGAGGAAGGGCAGGACCGGGGAGCCCCGAGGCCGGGCCCUGGGAGCCCCCUGCUCUCCGAUCCUGAGGACACCCUGGAGAGAAGGGAGUCUGGGAACCCCGAGAAGGCCCCAGGCCUGAAAUCGCCUGGAGCAGACAUCUUGGGAAUGGACAGAACAGAAAACCCCCUCUCCUUGGGGGAUCCUGAACAGUGUCCAGCCCUGCCUGUGCCCGUGAUGCCCACCGCUGCCCAGGACUUGUGCCCCCAGCUGCUGGCCAGUGGGGUAGCUGCCCUGCCCGGAACCAGAGACUCUGAGGGCCGAGCGGUGCUGUUGGUCUUUGCCCACCAUCCUGCCUGGCACGGUCCUCUCUGCGGCACCCAGGAGCUUGCCAGCCUCUUCCUUUAUUUGCGCAGCAUUCCCAGCCCCGAGGUGCAGGCCCUGGGACUGACGGUGCUGGUGGACGCCCGGCACUGCCUGCCCAGUCCCAGCCUCUUCCUGGGGCUUGGCCAGAUGCAGAAGGCUGUCCCGGGCUCCGUGCACCAGGUCCUCCUGCUGGGGAAGAUGUCGGGGGCUCCACCUCCAGGACUAAAGCUGGAGCUGCUGUCCUCUCGUCAGGCUCUUCUCUCCUUCAUCCCCAACUCCCAGCUGCCCCUAACUCUCGAAGGCUGCCUCUCCUACAGCCACAGUGCUUGGCUGGACUUCCGAAAGCGUCUGGAAGCCUUGCAGCGGAGUUGCCUGGAGGCCUGUGCCCUGCUUCGGGGGGCCAUCGAGAGUGUGGAAGCUGCCCUUGAGCCAGAAGGUCCUGGGGGAGCUGGGCAGCUGCUGCAGGACCCACAGGAACUGAUGAAGCGGGUGCUGAAUGACCCUCAGCUGACUCAGCUGCAGCGGGAGGGUGGCACGGCCUUGGCACAACUACAGUGGGAAAAUCCAGGAGUUGUUCAGAGCCCAGACUACAGGCUGGCAGUGGCUGAGGCAGGGAAGCUGUAUGCCCAGGUAGACGGGCUGCUGCACCAGCUGGUCACUCUCUGCAACCAAAGGAUGCGGGCACUAGAGCUGGGAAAGAUGCUGGAGACCCAGGCAAGAACACUGGCCGAGAUCCAGGCCUGGCUGCAGAAUGUAGGCUGGCCAGGGCUGAAAGGGCCUGAGGAACCUUCGCUGGACAUGCUGCUUCAGGCUCGAGAUGCCUUCUGGGAGCUGGACCGGGUGGGCCAGGAGCACAUCCGGCAGGCCGAGGGGAUUCUAGCUGGCUGGGAAGCGGAGGAGCUGGGCCGGCUGGGCGCGCGGGGAGCCCGCCUCAUCUCCUUGCAGACGCUGCUGUCAGAGUUCUCGGGGGCGCUGGCUCGGCGGCGGCGGCAGCUCAUGGAUGCCCAGCAGCUCUCUCACCUGCUGGAUCAGGCCCUGGCAUGGGCACAGGACGGACAGAAAGCGCUGGCCAGGCUGGCUGAGGAGAAACAUGCAUCCCCAGAGGUGGUGCUACACUGGCUGCAGGAGCACCGGCUUCUGCACCCUGACCUGGCACCGUCCCACUUUCAAGAGAUGCGGGCCCUGGCGGUGGGGUUGGGCUCCAAUCUCGCCAACCAGCAGUGCCACCUCGUGUGGAUCCAGUGCCAAGACACCCAGCUGGCUUUAGAUAGGAAGCUGGAGGCCGCACUCAGGGCACAGCAAGUGCUGCCUGCCUUUGCCAAGGACCGAGAAUGCCCCCUGGGUGGUGGCAGCAGCAGCAGCAGCUCCUUGGAUCAGGCCUCCCUGAUGUCUGGCAUCAUUUCCUCGGGGCCUGCCACCUCCCACACCCUGAACAGGACACGCGCUUCCAAGCCAGUAGCAAAGCAGAGUCUGAGGAGCUCCGUGGGUCAGCUCAGCCUGGGGGAGCCUUUGCCCUUGCCCUUGGCCUCCCCCCGCAGCCCCUCGGGCAGUUUCACAGAGGCUGCAGGGGGCCGGCAAGCUGCGCCCUUCCAGAGAUGUCUGAGCACCCUGCAGCCAUUGCCCAGCCAUCCCGUCCUGGAGACCAGUCCCCAGAACAGGCUGCGCCUGGUUCUAGGAGAAAUGGUGGCAACAGAGCGGGAGUAUGUGCGGGCCUUGAAUUACGUGGUGGAAAGCUACUUCCCUGAGUUGGAACGGGCAGACGUGCCCCAGGUCCUGCGGGGGCAGCGAGCCCAGCUCUUUGGCAAUCUGGAGAAACUGUGGGACUUCCACCGCCACUUUUUCCUGAGGGAGCUGGAGAGCUGCAGCCAGCACCCCCUUCGUGUGGCCCACGCUUUCCUACGUCAUAGGGAGCAGUUUGGCUUGUAUGCCCUCUACAGCAAGAACAAGCCCAGGUCAGACAUGCUGCUGGCCAGCCAUGGGAACGCCUUCUUCAAGGAAAAACAGCGGCAGCUGGGCGACCACCUGGACUUGGCUUCCUACCUGCUGAAGCCCAUCCAGCGGAUGAGCAAGUACGCCCUGCUGCUCCAGGAGCUGUCCCAGACCUGUGAAGAGGGGCCGGGCCCCGGCUGGGCCCGAGAGCCUGACCUGGCAGCCCUGCGCGCCGCCUGGGACCUCGUCCGAUUCCAGCUGCGGCACGGCAACGACCUGCUGGCCAUGGAUGCCAUCCGCGGCUGUGAUGUGAACCUCAAGGAGCAGGGCCAGCUGGUACGCCAGGAUGAGUUCACCGUGUGGUCCGGGAGGAAGAAGAGCCGGCGGCAGAUCUUCCUGUUUGAGGAGCUCAUCCUCUUCAGCAAGGCCCGGCACAGGCCUCAGGGCACCGCCUCCUUUGUGUACAAGCAGUCCUUUAAGACGUCGGACAUAGGACUCACCGAGAACUGCGGAGAGAGCGGCCUGCGCUUCGAGAUCUGGUUCCGGCGCCGCAAGGCAGGCGACACGUUUGUGCUCCAGGCUACCACCCAGGAGAACAAGCGGGCCUGGACCGCCGACAUCGCCAGCCUGCUCUGGAGGCAGGCUGCCCGCAACAAGGAGCUCCGAAUGGCUGAGAUGGUGUCCAUGGGUGUGGGAAACAAGCCCUUCCUGGACAUCGCCCCUAGUGAAGCAGCCAUCAGUGACCGUGCCAUCAACUAUAUCAUGAAAGGUCGAGGAGCUCGGACUCGGGCCUCCAUUGCCGUGUCCCUAUUUGACCACACCAACCCCUACCCUGGGCCUCCGGCAUCACUUCCUACGGGCCCCUCUUCCUGCUCCUUGCUGGGACCCCUUAAUCUGCACCUGUGUGGGGACCCAACUCAACUGGGACUCCGUUGGCCCUUGCAUCGCACCCCUUACCCAGAAGAGGAUCUGGAUCCAGAGACUGAAACAGGAAGCCAGCCUUCACUGACUCCUGAGAGCUCUGAGGCCUCGUCCCAAUGUCCAUCAGCUAGUUCAAGCAGCUCAGAGAGUGACUGUGUCCCUGGUUUGCCCCUGGCCAGUAGCUGUGAGGACCAGUCCAUGGCGCUCCAGGAAGACAAAGCCCACUGUGGCCAGAGUCAGUCCAUAUCCUUGGUCUGAGUUCUGCUUUGGCAGAUGUGAUGGCGGAUGCUGGUGGCCAGGAGAGAAACUUCUUCUUUGCACCUGUUCCUUUCCCCUCUGCUGGGGGGCCUAGGCUUAGGCCUGCCCCCCAUUUCCCUGUUGUUGGUCAGGGUAAGGCCCAGGGCAUGAGUUUGUGUUUUCUUUGCGGUUG